UAAGGAAAAUGUAAUGACCUCAGGGAUAUUACAAGUAAAACCAAGCAUUUAGUAGGCUAAAUUAACAGUCCGGUAGGUGGCAGUGAUUGUUCUCCGGUAUGAGGACAGGGAAACGUAUCCCACGCUUGCAAAAGCGCUCUCCCAUGUUGCGUAGCGGAGAGGACUCGCCACAGCCAAAGAGCGCUCUGCUGUGAGAGCGAAAGUGUCAGAGUUGCGGUAGCUCAGAAAGUGCAUGUGGCUGCGUUCGUCAGUGGACACUGCGCUGACCAAGAGGAGUAGGAGUUGGAUAAACAUUUCAGAAGCCAGUCGAGGUGACCUAUAGAAAAACAACGCACAGGAAAACAGGAGGCUAUUGUCAGGAAAGGUGCAACGAAAUAUUUAAAUAGACUUGUGAGCAAUGCACUGGCAGCAUGGCCAGAUGGUUCAGGGAACAUCUAGGAUUCAAAACUACCAAAGCACCACCUCCGGCGCCCCCGAAACCAGACUACAGAUAUUGUCACGCCGCUGUGACCGGUACGCUUGGCUACCAACAACCAAGCUCCGGGGCCACCUCUCUCUAUCCAAGCCCCGCACAGCCGGACAUUCUUGCUGCUUACAAACUACAAAAGGAACUGGACUUCGAAGAUCCGUACACGGGAGGAGGAAAUAUUUCGUUUGGAACUGGUCUGGGCUCUGGGGGGUCGCCGGACAUAAAGUAUGUGUCACCAAAGCACCGGCUUAUAAAGGUGGAAACAAUCGAGAAAAGCAACUCUGCUCCGGGCAGCGGUAUCAUAGCCCAAGCUGUUGCUGUUGGGAACGUUAAAUCACCCACGUCACCGCCUCCUGAAAAUGAGAAUAAAGAAAAGCUCAUUAUCCUGGAUGACUAUGCAGACCCGUUUGAUGCGGAGCAGGACGGGGGGACCCAGGCCACCACAGAGAAGGUGACCCAGGCCAGCACAGAGAACGAUGGCUACAUGGAGCCCUAUGAGGCCCAGAAGAUGAUGGCAGAGAUCCGCGGUGGCCGGGGGCCUAAGGAGGGGUCACUGAGAUCGCUGCCCCUGUACGACACGCCCUACGAGCCAGCUGAGAACGGAGGGGACUCGGACGGCGAGCGUCCCCGCUGCCCCAGAGAGAGUCGGCUACCGCAGGACGACGAGAGGCCCCCGGAGGAGUACGACCAGCCCUGGGAAUGGAAGAAAGAGCGCAUCUCCAAGGCUUUCGCAGGUACGAGAGCACCUCUGCUCUGUUCUGACUGCAUUAGCUACAAGGGCUCUGUAAGUGGCAGUGGAUCAGAACCAGAGACAAGGAUGGACAACACCUCUAAAUCCCUCACAGUCCAGUUUGAAGGGGCGGAGAAGUCCAGAAUGUCGCCCACCAGAGAGGGUAAAGGAGGGCGUCCGCCCCGCAUCCACUCCAGUUGCUGUCUGGUCAACACCAAGAUGAGCUCUCUGGACCACUGCAGUGCUGCUCUGGGGGAACGCAUUGACCCCUCCAUGUCCCUGGAGAGCCAAUUCUGGUACCAUGGAGCGAUCAGCAGGACGGAUGCAGAGUCUCUGCUGAGGCUGUGUAAAGAGGCCAGCUACCUGGUGAGGAACAGUGAGACCAGCAAGAACGACUUCUCCCUCUCACUCAAGAGCAGCCAGGGCUUCAUGCACAUGAAGCUGUCGAGGACGAAGGAGAACAAGUACAUCCUGGGUCAGAACAGCUGUCCCUUCGACAGUGUCCCCGAGAUCAUCCACUUCUACUCCAGCCGCAAGCUGCCCAUCAAGGGGGCCGAGCACAUGUCCCUGCUCUACCCCGUGGCCAUCAGGACACUAUAGUGACAUGUCCUUCCCCAAAGGUCACACAGGGGUCAGGGGUCAGAUGCCCUCUCCUGCCACCUCCCAUGGGAAACCCUGUCACUCUGCCUUUCUCCUUCUGUAUGAUUGGCCUGAAGGACAGAGUUCAAGUUGGCGGAGGAGGCAGGGAUGAUGAUGAUGAUGAUGAUAACACAGCUCACCUGUCAUCACCCACCUGAUCCCAGACCAGCUAUUAACUUUUUGUUUGUACUUGCUACAACAUUAUCAUUGCAUCAUUGACUGACACAUUAUCUGCUGGCGAGCAUUGUUUCACUGAUCCCACAGCUGCUUCCUCAACAGUACCACUCUGUACCAAUCUCCUCCACACAAGACCUGUUCAUAUUGGAUUUGGCUCCAUGUUAUGCUGAAAGUGUUUAUUUAGUGAGGGGAAGCUAAAGAUUGUAAUGUCCUUUAUAAAGGAAGUGGGGAAGGCACAUUAAUGUAUUGGAGUUGGGUUAUAUAUGGGCACUCUACAGUGGCCGGCAAACUCAAUAAACCUGCCCUGUGUGAAUACUUUACCCAUCAGUGCAACAACAGUUUAGUGUUUAAGUGCUGUAAGGUCUACAGACUGACGUCUGUCUCUGUCUAAUCCCGGGACUGUAAUUUCUGAUAUCUUUCACCACGGGUGUCCCAUUGGUAGGACAGUGUAAGUACAGCUCUGGUUUGACAGUCAGCAGACUGAUAGAUGGAUAACUAUGUUACACAGCAGUAGCACCAUUGGCUAAAUGAGCCAGAGAUGGGUGCCUAGUCUCAAAAUGGGCUAAAUUACCUUCCCAAUCUGCCAUCAUCUUUGUAUGGGUAGAAUGGAAUAUGCCUGCAUUGUCUACCUCAGAAAAUCAAUUUCAUUCGUGAAUCUACAGAUCAAUAGGUACAAUGGGAUUGCAGAUAUUGAUCCAACCCCCACCAUGCAACUCCGAUUCCCAACAAAUUGCAUCGAUGGUUUAAGAAUAUGUUUUUGCAUAAACCAGUCAAUCAGAUAAUGUUUUUGGUUCUUUUUUAAAAACAACAUUUUACAGAUCAGCAUUUGUAUGUAUAGUCACUAUGAAAUUGUGUGAUGUCCGUAACAAAUGUUUGGUUAAUGCCUUAUAAUGCAUGGGUUGAAUCAGUCGGAUUAGAUCCGCUGAUUUCUAGAGUUCUGCUUCUUUCAAUGAUUGUUCUGUGACUGUAAUUUAUUCUGGGGUAAUUCUUCUUAUUACAGAUGUGUUACUCCUCUCUGUGAAGGCCUGCCUCGUGGCAUCCAGCCCUCACUAUUCUCUGCCAUGUGAUCGUGUUUGGCCAGAGCUUGAACACCCCGGACCUGGUCUCAUAUACUGUGGUGCUUCGCUUUGUGUUUUAGUCACUUCUGCUUCAUGUGUCCAACUGCCUCUGUGGCCUGACUCUGAGACACUGAGUGAUGGUGUCUCGUGACCAAUGGGAUUGUCCAGCCUCACAUAAAGACUGUCUGUAGAAGCCCCAUGGACCAAUCGGAGGAUUCCAUUUUCCUGGAUGAACUCAGACCUCCAGUCUGUCAUAACCCAUCUAUUUGUUGGAACUAUUUAAUACACACCUUGACUUCUCCCCUGAACCAGAGGGAGUGACGUGUCCUUUAAAAUCUAAAUGUUAAUAAGGAGAGUGCUGAAGCAUGCUAUGCAAUCCCAUAGCCAGUGGGUGGCAUCAUUGCAGAUGUGGAAAUCAAAGGCUGUCCUCCAAUUGGCAUUUCCAGGGAAUUAUAUGAGUGUUUGCUGGAGGUGAAUUGAUUCUGUUGGUAAGAUAAGGGAACAAGUCAAGUAGGGUUGCAUACAGCAGCAAUGGUUCCCAAACUUUUUUGGUUACUGUACCACCAACUGAACUGUACUCUGCCCGGAGUACACCUGAAGUACCCCCUCAUGUGCAUUUUACAAGUAGGCCUAUGGUCUCAUGAGUCUUCUCAAGGUACCCCCUGUGGAUAGACCAAAUACCCUCCAGGGGUCCUAGUACCCAUGGUUGUGAACCACUGGCAUACAGUAUAUGACUCUUCAUGGCAGGUUUAGGAGUUUGGCAAUGUCAUGAUUAGGCUAUCCCACACCUUCAUGAGGUAACUGAUGUUGAGGGAGAGGGCCAUUGUAUGUAAUGGAGGGAAAUUCUGCUCACAUUUUAUUAAUUAAAUAAAUAUAUCAGUACCAGUCAAAAGUUUGGACACACCUACUCAUUCAAGGGUUUUUCUUUAUUUUUUUUACUAUUUUCUACAU
Oncorhynchus tshawytscha (Chinook salmon) is the source of this 4024-nucleotide messenger RNA. RefSeq names its product SH2 domain-containing adapter protein F-like. Gene Ontology annotation, molecular function: phosphotyrosine residue binding. NCBI's taxonomy places the organism in Eukaryota, Metazoa, Chordata, Actinopteri, Salmoniformes, Salmonidae. The transcript is spliced from 7 exons. The coding region runs from base 411 to 1799 and encodes 462 amino acids. The record is from RefSeq and is a predicted model, not a curated record.